CCAUUCCAUUCCAGGUGGUCACUGUCAGAUCUCUUUUUGCCGACAACACCCACACGGCCACACACAUAUGAUAAUAGAUAGAUAGAUAGAUAGACGCACGUAUUGUAUCUCAUCACCAGCUAUAACAACCGAUCUCUACUUCCGGCCGGAGAUUUUCAUAUUCUAAUCACUUCUAGGUAUGGAUCUGAGUAUUUGCUGUUAUUGAUUCUGUAGAAGCUGUGAAGCUAUUCUUUUAUUCAAUAUGUGGGGCUUUGGUUCGAAUGCCAUGGCUGACACCUCUGGACCAAAAAAUGAAUCUACAAGACCUGCUCAAACUUCUUCAGACUGCUCUGAUGACGAGAUUUCCUUAAAUAACAGCAGAAAUGAAGGUUUAGAGUGCCCCAUUUGCUGGGAAUCUUUCAACAUAGUUGAGAACGUGCCUUACGUAUUAUGGUGUGGCCACACACUCUGUAAAAACUGUGUCCUUGGGCUACAAUGGGCUGUUGUGAAAUUGCCUACUCUUCCAAUUCAACUCCCUUUUUUCAUAUCAUGCCCCUGGUGCAACCUGUUAUCAUUCCGGCUCGUUUAUAAAGGGAAUUUGAGGUUUCCAAGAAAGAAUUACUUUCUUCUUUGGAUGGUUGAGAGCUUAAAUGGUGAUAGAGUCAACUCUCAUCCGUCUUCCCAAGUUGAUCAUGUAACUGUGCCUGCUUGGUCUUGGACACGAGGUCUGGUCACUAAUCAGGCUAGUCAUACUAAUAAUCUGGUGGGAUCUCGUGUUCGUGAGCCUAACCGGCAUGAUGAUUCUCAUGCCACCCAUGUCAAUGAUGAGAGACAACAAUCAUCGAUCCGUAAGUCGUUAAUCUUUAUUGUUCACUUGACGGCAAAGUUCCCGUUGGUCUUUAUAUUUCUACUUAUUGUCAUAUAUGUGAUACCUGCAAGUGCAGUCAUCUUAGCUUUGUAUAUACUUGUCACAGUACUCUUUGCUCUUCCAUCGUUUCUUGUACUUUAUUUUGCGUACCCGAGUCUUGAUUGGUUGGUAAGAGAAAUCAUUACUUGAGGUGGCUUCUGGAUUUUGUUUUCCUCAAUUUGGAUCCUUUUAUUGUGCUAGUUUGUAGUACUUUGUAAUAUGCAACAGUAUUUUAAACUGCUUCCAUCUUUUAGUAAGCAUCAGGUGGCAUGUUGUCUUAAUGCUUGUAGAAUGAAGGCUGUAAUUUCUAA
Messenger RNA from Erigeron canadensis, 1197 nucleotides. RefSeq lists its product as uncharacterized. NCBI's taxonomy places the organism in Eukaryota, Viridiplantae, Streptophyta, Magnoliopsida, Asterales, Asteraceae. The record is from RefSeq and is a predicted model, not a curated record. The coding region runs from base 242 to 1036 and encodes 264 amino acids. The transcript has 2 exons.